AGAAGUAGUUGUUUCAUGUGGCUUAUAAGCAUUCAUUCAUGGGACUUGUAACAUCUCAAGCGGCUGAAAAGUGCAUCAUUGACAGUAUUCAUAUAACACUUGACUAGCAGCAUUGCAAGAAACAUGAGCUCAACGGAGGAAAAUGAACCAACAAUCCUACGAGAGAGCAUCCCGUAAUCAGGUCACAUUUCACUGUGGACUCAGCAUCCAUCUCCUUCAUCUGAAAGAACACCUUUAAGAACGUCCGUUAGUUGACCAAGCUGUCAACAAGCACCGAACGAUGAUGGAGAUCAUCAAUUCAGGGUGCCUUCUAGUAGCGGCUGUAAUGAUAAUAGGAUCUUCCGCGCAAGAAGAAGUGAAGACUGAAAAAGAACCCGGAAAAACAGGGAAUUUCAUGGAAGAUGAGCAGUGGCUGGCCACCAUUUCCCAAUACAGUCGCAAGAUCAAACACUGGAAUCGCUUCAGAGAUGAAGUGGAGGAUGACUACAUACGACCAGGGGAUGCAGGUCAGGUUUCAAAUGAAAAUGUGGACUCCACUAAGGACCCCUGCCACGGGGUGAAGUGCAGCCAGCACAAGGUCUGUGUUGCUCAGGGCUCCCAGCGCGCUGUGUGUGUGAACCGCAAGAAGCUGGAGCACAGAAUGAAUCUUCCAUUGGUUAAGACUGAGCAUAGCUGUAACCCAUGCCCUGUGUCCACGUCUGGUCCUGUGUGUGGAUCUGACGGCCAUAACUAUGCCUCCCAGUGUAAAGUGGAACAGCAGGCUUGCCUCACGGGGAAGGAGCUGAGUGUGAAGUGUUCUGGUUCCUGCCCCUGUGCCUCGCCUGCGCCCCCUACUGGUCGGGACAGCAUACACGAGAGCUGCACGGGGCAGGACCUGGCUGAUUUGGGGGACCGGCUGCGGGACUGGUUCCAGCUGCUCCAGGGCAAUGCCAAACAGAACUCCACAGGCGGCCCAUCAGCCAGCGUGGGCUCCGAGAUAGACAGAAGCUUGGUGGCCUCCUGCAAGGACUCCAUUGGUUGGAUGUUCUCCAAGCUGGACACUAAUGAUGACCUCUACCUGGACCAGGCUGAGCUGGCUGCCGUUAACCUGGACAAGUAUGAGAUCUGCAUCCGACCCUUCUUCAACUCCUGCGACUCCUACCGCGAUGGCAAAGUCUCCAUGGCCGAGUGGUGCCUGUGCUUCUGGAGAGAGAAGCCUCCCUGUCUGGCUGAACUACAGAGAAUCCAAGUGCAAGAGGGUGCCAAGAGAAAGCUGGGAGCCUUCAUCCCCAGCUGUGAUGAGGAUGGCUACUACCGUAAGCUCCAGUGUGACCAGAGCCGAGGGGAGUGCUGGUGUGUGGACCAGCACGGAGGGGAGCUAAUGGGCUCCCGCAUCCAUGGCAACCCUGACUGUGAUGAAGUGGUGGCGUACUCUGGAGAUUUUGGCAGCGGGGUGGGUUGGGAGGACGAAGAGGAAAAACAAGAGGCAGAGGAGAACGCUGAAGAAGCUGAGGAGGAAGAGGAAGAGGAGGAGGUGGGAGAAGUAGAUGAUGGAGGAUACAUCUGGUAGAAGUGAAACUCUGAAUGGCUACUUGACAUAACAAACCUCUCUGUUAGUGAGGGUUACAAGGACAGCUCUCAAUCUCUUGACGCAAAAUGAUGGUUGGGAAAGUGGUUGUCUGGACAUCAUUCCUCAACACGCAAGAACAGCACGGGUGGGUCAGGACAUUGGGUAGUCACAGUGGAAAUGGGAUACGGGAGAAGGGAAUUCAAAAUGUUUGUCUUAAAUUCUUGUGAAACUU
Molecule: messenger RNA, 1781 nt
Organism: Clupea harengus (Atlantic herring)
Lineage: Eukaryota; Metazoa; Chordata; Actinopteri; Clupeiformes; Clupeidae
Gene: spock2
Product: SPARC (osteonectin), cwcv and kazal like domains proteoglycan 2
Exons: 13
Coding region: 281-1549 (422 amino acids)
Biological process (GO): anatomical structure development
Molecular function (GO): collagen binding; protein binding; extracellular matrix binding
Source: RefSeq, a predicted model, not a curated record